CAAAUAACACAUCCAGCGCCAGUAAUCCCACUUCAAGAAUUUUAUUUUUAUCAACGCAUAUAUACGUUACUUUAACCAUGAAGGUCAUCGUGUUCCUUGGUCUACUAUCGGCCGUAUACUGCGCACCCCGAGCCAAUCCGGGCGCGGUGGGACCGCCCUACGUCUGGGAUCUGCAGAAGCCGCGCAUGGAUGCCGCUUCGGUGGCCGCCAUGCUGACGCAGAAGGCCGACGGUCAGUAUCCGACGUAUGUACCCAUUCCGCAGGGCGGCUUCGACUGCAACUCCAAGAAGAUGCCGGGUUACUAUGCCGAUACGGAGUUCCAGUGCCAAGUGUACCAUCGGUGUGAUAUCAACGGGAAUAUGACCAGCUACAUCUGCGACAAUACCACAGUAUUCGACCAGGUCACCUUGAUCUGUGAUUACUGGUUCAACGUCGACUGCUCGCGAUCGCAAGAAUUCGAGGAAUUCGCCAACCGUCGUCUCUACCAAGAAGAACUGCCGCUCUUCGACACCCCACCUGCCGACUACGUGGCACCACAGGCCCAGGGCUCCGCCGGCGCAGCUGCCGGUCAAGGAUCGAAGACCCGUACUGGAGGCGCUCAGCAGAAGAGCGGAGGCGGACAAGUCGCUGCUAAGGCCAAGGCAGCGGGCGGACAGGGCGGAGCGAGUGCCCAGUCCUCGGGACGCAAAGCGCAGGCCAGUGGUCAAGCCGGUGCCGGGAGCCGUACAGCGGCCGGCCGCAGUAAUACCGGCAGCUACGGAAAUGCCCAAGCUAGCAAUGCGCAGGGGAGCGCCCAAGACCAGGCUGAGAGCGCCGAAUAAAAGCAGAUUCAGUAAUGGUUUCCGCAAGUGCAUUUGUUGUUCGUUAACCUUAAAUACCAGCGUGUAUGCAUGUUAAUGCAAAAUUAACUGAAUUGACCACAUUUAUUCAGACUACUAUGGAUACUUGUAUUUACCUUGCGGUUGCUUUUAGCAAAGGUCUCGGGGUUACGGAAAGAGUUUUUAUUUGUUUGGCAGUGAUUAAUAAAAAUUGCGAAGGUGA
Paramacrobiotus metropolitanus is the source of this 1041-nucleotide messenger RNA. RefSeq lists its product as uncharacterized. Gene Ontology annotation, molecular function: chitin binding. Lineage: Eukaryota; Metazoa; Tardigrada; Eutardigrada; Parachela; Macrobiotidae. The record is from RefSeq and is a predicted model, not a curated record. The coding region runs from base 78 to 821 and encodes 247 amino acids. Gene Ontology annotation, cellular component: extracellular region. The transcript has 2 exons.